Chanos chanos (milkfish) is the source of this 657-nucleotide messenger RNA. It is a transcript of the gene ubald2, whose product is annotated as UBA-like domain containing 2. The transcript has 3 exons. NCBI's taxonomy places the organism in Eukaryota, Metazoa, Chordata, Actinopteri, Gonorynchiformes, Chanidae. The record is from RefSeq and is a predicted model, not a curated record. Bases 112 to 651 code for a protein of 179 amino acids. Gene Ontology annotation, molecular function: protein binding.
UGGAAGGAAGGGCCUGGGCAGGGACUCGCAAAACAGAAAAAAUAUAUUAUUGUGUGUCUUAUUUAACUACAGUUUUCAACAUAAAGGAACAGAGGUGGUGUGACCGCGGCGAUGUCGGUGAAUAUGGACGAACUUAGGCAUCAAGUAAUGAUUAACCAGUUUGUUUUGACUGCUGGUUGUGCCGCUGACCAAGCGAAGCAGCUUCUUCAAGCGGCGCAUUGGCAAUUCGAGACUGCCCUAAGCUCCUUUUUCCAGGAGGCUAACAUCCCUAGUCAUCACCACCAGAUGAUGUGCACCCCACGAAACACUCCAGCCACACCGCCCAACUUCCCAGACGCCAUCACCAUGUUCUCCAAGCUGAGGGCGUCAGAAUGCGGCUCCAGCGGAGGAGGCUCUACCCAGGUCUCCAUGGCCUGUUCUCCACCUCCACCAUCCUCAACCACAGCCGGUUUUGGCUCCUUCUGGGCCCCGUCCCCCCCAAGCCAUCAGCCCGUUUGGCUGCCUCCGUCUUCUCCAACAGGACACCACCUCUCUCACCAUCACCACCACCAUCACAUGCACCAACCGCACCAACCGAUGUGGCCUCCUGUCUCUCAGACCAGCUCCAACCAGCAAACACCAGUCAUAACCGCUCUCCACGGCCAGAGAUGAGACUAU